AUGGAUUUACCAUUUGUGGUUUCCGCUCCAGGUAAAGUAAUCAUAUUUGGUGAGCAUGCUGCUGUCUAUAACAAGCCUGCAAUCGCAGCUGCCUUGUCUUUGAGAACUUACUUGUUGGUGACACCCAACGAAGAUUCUGAGCUCAUUCGUCUGGAAUUCCCAGAUAUUCAUUUCAACAAGUCAUGGAGAAAGGAUCAUUUCCCUUGGGACCAGAAACCAAAUUAUAAUGGAAAACCUUCCCUUUCCCAGGAGUUGGAACCUGAAUUGGUUGAUGCAUUGAGUUUGUUUCUUGCUGAUAUAACUUCUCCUUUUCAUUACUCUUCAGCUUACACCUUUUUAUACUUGUACAUUUCUUUGGUGUCUAAAACUGUUCCUGGAGCUACUUUUUCGGUGCGGUCGACUCUUCCGAUUGGUGCUGGAUUAGGAUCCUCUGCAUCUAUUUCAGUCUGCCUUGCCACAGCAUUUGCAUUAUUAGACGGCCAUAUCUCCAAGCCAACCAUUGGAAGAGACGAGCGUACUCUUUCUGAGUCAGCAGACUGCCAAUUCAUUGAAGCUUGGUCUUUUCAAGGUGAAAAGUGUCUUCACGGAAACCCAUCUGGUAUCGAUAAUGCAGUAGCUACCCAUGGAGGUGCAGUUAUGUUUCAAAGAAAAGAGGGAUCAAUGCCAAGUGUGCGAACUAGUAUGAGAAACUUUCCUUCUUUACGCCUGUUACUUACCAAUACGAAAACAGCUAGAAGGACCGCAACAUUGGUAGCAAACGUUUCUACACUUGUAACCGAGUUUGCCAAAACAUCUGAGUUUAUUUUAAAUGCAAUCGACAGCUUGACCCGUGAAGCCUAUAUCUUAAUGACAAAACCAGUUCUGGAUGCUGAGGCUCGUAGAAGAUUGAGAGAGCUGAUAAGAAUCAACCAUGGACUACUGAUCUCUUUGGGAGUUUCACAUCCCUCCCUAGAAAAGAUUAGAAUGACCGCUGACCUACUAGCUUUAGGCGAAACUAAAUUGACUGGAGCAGGAGGAGGAGGAUGUGCCAUAACACUGUUGAAAGAGUCCGUUGAAGAAUCCAAAGUGCUUGAGCUUGUCGAAGAAUUAGAGAAUGAAGGAUUUGAGACUUUUGAAACAACUCUUGGUGGUAAAGGAGUUGGAGCCACCUUCAACCCAACUCUUGAUCCUAGCGAGUUCAUCAAGAUGGAUAGAAUUCAAAUUGAACACAAUGUCUGGAGCUCAGACUGGAAGUUUUGGUGA
Komagataella phaffii GS115 is the source of this 1242-nucleotide messenger RNA. RefSeq lists its product as uncharacterized. Bases 1 to 1242 code for a protein of 413 amino acids. Lineage: Eukaryota; Fungi; Ascomycota; Pichiomycetes; Pichiales; Pichiaceae. Gene Ontology annotation, cellular component: cytoplasm. Gene Ontology annotation, biological process: ergosterol biosynthetic process; isoprenoid biosynthetic process. Gene Ontology annotation, molecular function: mevalonate kinase activity; ATP binding. The record is from RefSeq and is a predicted model, not a curated record. The transcript has 2 exons.